Molecule: messenger RNA, 1056 nt
Organism: Ambispora leptoticha
Lineage: Eukaryota; Fungi; Glomeromycota; Glomeromycetes; Archaeosporales; Ambisporaceae
Source: the annotation of a GenBank genome assembly
AUGAGCUGUUUUCGGUUCCUUGCUGUCGUUGCUUCCGCGCUUACUUUGGGUGCAGUGCUCUUGUCUUAUCCAAAACCAAGUGCAUUCCCUCCUCCACCUGUGCAAGAAAUUUCACCUAUUACCGGUUUUCCGACAUGGCGGGAACAUAUAAAAGGAUUCGAUUUUCAAACUAACAUAGCGCCAUCACUCUACGCAUUAAUAAUUAACUUUAUAUUAGGCCUAUCGGCCUUAUACUGGACACUUUUCUAUAAGCAGCCAAAAAGCACAGUAUCAUUCUUUCACUAUGACAGCGAAACCGCACCAGCGACACUAUUCAACACGAUAAUCGCCAUAUACAUACUAGUCACAAGUUGGGCCUCGCUCGCUGGUAUAAUUGUUGAUCUUUCAAAGCUCUGGGUACCUGUCGGUGUUAUUCAUAAUGCGGCGGAACUCAUGUUCUUGUGGCUGUUGUUCACGGGCGGGAGAGUAGCUUCGAAUUUUUACUUUCCGGCAAUAGGUAUUUAUAUGAUUACUGUUGUGGCAACUUGUAUGUAUGUUCCGUGGCCUUAUGAUGCUGUUUUCUUUAAAGCGCAAGGUCUCGUUCUUGAUUUUAUGAUUAUUAUCGUAUUCACGCAAAUCAUUCUUGAGACACGUUCACGAUUCAAAGAAGAUGCUGAGAGUCACACGCCAAUUGCUGAUUUAGAAGACGAAGAAGACCGCGAGCGAUUAACUUCUCGUGCUAAACUUUACCCCACGACUGUUGAUCACCCAAAGCAAUUAUACAUAUUGUUAGCUGCGGGUAUCUUUCAUAUUCUUGGUAAUACCAUAAGUACUAUAUUUUCGGACUCGUUUAAAGCUCUACUAUUCUUCCAUACCACAUACUCGAUCAGUUUCCCACUUUACGCAUACUACAUCUAUCUGGAAACACAUUGUCAGAGUAUCAUGCCCCAGAAACGCAUUUAUCUAGUUAGAACGGAAAAAUGGAGACUUAUCACGAUUAUCUUAUUCUGCACGGCUUUUUCGCUCAUUACUAUGCGGUUUCCGAUUAUGAGUGACAUUGAGAAAUCUAAACAUUGA